AAAAAAAAAGAAAAUGAUUUGAAAGUGGCAGAAAAAAAAAACAGAAAAAUUCCAUUUUUAAAAGCCACUGACUGAGAGUUCUGUGAACAAUACGAGCAAAAAAAAAUUAUAAAACGAAUUCCAGCAAUUAUGCAUAUUAUGAAAAAAAUUUAAAGCAUUAAAAAUUGUGACCGAAAUAAAAGAAAAAAAAAGUAACGGCGCCAGCGAAUAAAAUAAAUGAAUAAACAAAAUCACAAAGAAUCGCUGUGAAUCGAUAAAAUUAAUUUUUGAUUUGAUUGGUAAUAUAAUCACGGCAUAUUUAACGAACGCACCCUCUUCGGAGGGUUUUAGUGGGCUGCAAAGUCUGCAGAAUUUGGUGGCAUUGGAGAGCGUUGCCUCAAAACAAACGAGUCGAAUGCAGCCAACAGUGCCACAAAGUGCAGGAGCAGCCGAUAUGGAUUUGCCGGCUGUUCAGUCAAUGGAUUGGUUAUUCAAAAAAGAACGCAUUUACUUACUAGCACAAUUUUGGCAACAGAGAGCCACAUUAGCGGAAAAAGAAGUUAACUCAUUGAAAGAGCAAUUGUCAUCCACAAGUAUUUCAUCUCAGAAUUCAUCAAUGCAAAACGGUUGUUUGGCACCGCAAUCACUAGCAUCGCCCACAAUGUCUGAGUGCAGCAGCAGCGGUAAUCCGAUAAUAAAUAGCAAAUCGCUAAACAACAACAAAGACGAUCUAAACGACGAUAAAAUGGACACAACGAAUGAAAAUCAAUCGACAUCGAAUCGAUCGUCGCCAGUGUCGAUGGUUGAACAAAAACGUGAAAAUACAAUUGAAAAUUUAGCCGACGACGAUGACGAAGAUGAUGAUGAUAUUGUACCAAUCCCAUCCACUGUUACCUCGUCAACAACCAGCUCACUAAUCGCAUCGACAGCAAUCACAAAUGCGUCAAAUGCACUAACAAACACAUCGGCCGCAUCAAAAUUGUCAAGUGUCACAACUGCAUCAGAUGUAAACGACAGCGAAGGCAAAAGUUCCGAUGAUAUUUCUGCCAAAGAUAAAGAGAUUGUAGCAUUAGUUGAAGAAAUCUCUAGACUGAGAAGCGCAUUGGCCGCAUUGCAGGAAUCGCACAAUCUCCGGAUACAACAGCUCGAAGAACGUCUUGAAUCCAAACGACAACACAUAUCCAGACUCGAAUCACGUUUGGACAAACAAUCCGACUACGAUGACGUUAAAACGGAAAAUCGAUCCGGGGACGUACAAUCGGAAUCAAAACAAUUUCAAGAACUACUAUUGGAGCGAACCAAAGCAUUGGCCGCUCAAGCAGAAGCACUCAAAUCAAACUCAGAUGGCGCAUAUUCAGCUGUAACCAUUCCACAAGAAAAUCAUGCAUCCCCACCGUCAACUGUCACAUCAGUAGUAUCGACAUCAAUGACAAAUGCAAAAAGCGCCAAUGCAUUGGCGACGGUCGGUCGUAAUAGCAAUGAUAUGAUAUUGGCGGCGGCGGCUGCCGGAGCUUCGAUAUUACCAACAUCAGCUUUGCAUAAUGUCGAAACAUUUGGAUCGUUUCUUGGCGAAGAAAUUGUCUGCAAUUGGCGUAGAGGUUUUGAGCUUCCGCCGUCUGUUGCACAAAUGCAUCCAGCGGCUGCGGCUGCAGCAGCAGCAGCGGCAGCUACAAUGCAAUCCAACUAUCUUAAUUCGGCUAAUGAAACGCAUCGUUUAACGCAACAACAACAACAUCAACAGCAACAACAACCACAAUCACAUAACAAUAGCAUCAGCCAAAAUGCCAAACCCAUGGACAACCACACAAAAACUAAUUCGCUUUCAAAUUCUUUAGAUGAUCAUGGAAAUCGACAGGAUGACAAAAGUAGCCAUCAUGAUGCAUCGUCAACAGCAAGCACACCAAUUCUACAGGAUUCACGUUACGAUGAUAAUCAAAAUGGUGGUUUAACGCCGAUGUCAUUGCCAAUAUCAAAAAGUCCACAAGAAGAUAAUAAUAAUCAUUUGGGUGCAUUGCCGCAUGGACCAAGUUUUCCACUUGGUUUACCGUUCCAUCAUCAAAUGCAAGAACGUCCACAUUUUCGCUUCGCCGACGAAUUACAAAUGACAUCCGGUUCAAUGACUAGCCGCCUCGGCGACUCACUUAUACCAAAAAGCGAUCCAAUGGAGGCCAAAUUACAAGAAAUGCUUCGCUAUAAUAUGGACAAAUAUGCAAAUCAAAAUCUCGAUACAUUGCAUAUAUCGCGACGUGUACGGGAAUUGUUGUCCGUACACAAUAUUGGGCAACGUCUAUUUGCCAAAUAUGUGCUUGGAUUGUCACAAGGCACCGUCUCUGAACUACUAUCAAAACCAAAGCCAUGGGAUAAACUCACUGAAAAAGGACGUGACAGCUAUCGAAAAAUGCAUGCCUGGGCAUGCGAUGAUAAUGCCGUUCUAUUGCUGAAAUCAUUGAUUCCCAAAAAAGAUUCUGGAUUGCCACCGUACGGACGUGGAGAUGAUAAUAGUAUGGGUGAUGAUCGUAUCGCUCAUAUUUUAUCCGAAGCAUCGAGCAUGAUGAAACCAUCUCUCGGUGGUUCUCAAUCACAAAUGUCACUAUCACAACAACAACACAACGACGAUUCACGCAGCAACGAUGAUUUAGACUCAUUGCAUAACCAAAGCCUAUCACCGUUCUCAAAGGAUGCACGCCGUAUGCGUAAAUAUGACAGUGAUGACAUUUCACGCGAGAAAAUGGCUCGCAUUUAUCAAGAAGAAUUGGCUAAACUAAUGACACGUGACGCAUUCCCAAAUUCUCUAUUUCCACAAUUUUUAAGCGGUGGCAUGCCACCAGUCCCAUCGACAGCAACGUCGCAAAUGCCGGAGGAUAACAUUCGUAUGGCGCUCGAAGCAUAUUAUCGUGAACUGGCCAAAUUGCAACAAAGCGGUGGAAAUAUUCCAAAUUUCCCAAAUCUUCCUGGACUGCUUGCAUUGCAACAGCAAGCAUUGAAUGGUGCUCAAGAUUUAUCUCUUAAAAAAGAGCAACAAGCUCAAGCACAAGCGAAUAAAUCACAAAAAUUGAACGGACAACAUUCGGGCUCCGAAGAGAAAGACAAUGAUGAUGGCCGCAAUUCAUUAUCUGCAUUCAAUAUGGUACGAGCCAAACCAGAACCGGGCACAACACCAACAACAACAGCAUCAUCGGCUGCACCAAGUCCGAUUGGUAAUUCGAUUUUGCCACCGGCCAUGACACCAACCGAUGAUUUCUCGUCUGCUGCCAGCCCAUUGCAACGCAUGGCAUCCAUCACAAACUCUUUAAUCACACAAGCACCGAUGCCCAAUCAUCAUGCCAGUGCUCAACGACCAUUAAAAGCUGUUCUGCCGCCAAUCACCCAACAGCAAUUCGAUAUGUUCAACAAUUUAAAUACCGAAGAUAUUGUGCGCCGUGUUAAAGAGGCAUUGUCACAGUAUUCGAUCAGUCAACGUUUGUUUGGCGAAUCUGUUUUGGGUUUGUCACAAGGUUCCGUUAGUGAUUUAUUGGCACGCCCAAAACCAUGGCAUAUGCUUACGCAAAAAGGACGCGAACCAUUUAUUCGCAUGAAAAUGUUCUUGGAAGAUGAAAAUGCGGUACACAAAUUGGUUGCAAGUCAAUAUAAAAUUGCACCCGAAAAAUUGAUGCGAACCGGUAAUUACAGUGGUUCACCACAAAUUCCAUCGGGCAUUGCCAAGCAAAUGCCACCGAUGCAAAAAAUGAUUAGCGAAAUGUCAAAAAUGCAACAAGAACAACAUUUAAUGCAUUUACAACAAUUGCAAAUGCCAUCGACACAAAUGCAACCACCACCGUCACAAGGACAAUCGGCCACAUCUCAAUCAUCGUCGAUGCCAAAUCCAGGAAUGUUACUCACACCGCCCGGUGUACCACCACUUCAUCGCGUUACACUUCCGCCAGAAGACAAGAAACCAAUGCCAGUUCCGGUUCAUUCACCGCAACAAAAUAAUGCAAUGCGCAGUAUGCAUCAGCAUAUGUCGCCAACCGUUUAUGAAAUGGCCGCACUCACUCAAGACAUGGAUACUCAAACAAUCACAACCAAAAUCAAGGAAGCACUUAUGGCCAAUAACAUUGGACAAAAGAUUUUCGGUGAAGCUGUUUUGGGCUUAUCACAAGGUUCAGUGUCUGAAUUGCUAUCAAAACCAAAGCCAUGGCAUAUGCUCAGUAUCAAAGGACGUGAACCAUUUAUUCGUAUGCAAUUAUGGUUAUCCGAUGCCAACAAUGUAGAUCGUUUGCAAGCAUUGAAAAAUGAACGACGCGAAGCAAACAAACGUCGCCGAUCAACCGGUCCAGGAAUGCAAGACAAUAGCUCAGAUACCAGCAGCAAUGAUACAUCCGAAUUUUAUGCAUCAAAUUCACCGGGACCCGGUUCCGUUGGAUCGUCUGGUGCACCGCCAAAUAAAAAGCAACGCGUUCUCUUCUCCGAAGAACAAAAAGAAGCACUUCGUCUUGCCUUCGCCCUUGAUCCAUAUCCAAAUGUUGGCACCAUUGAAUUUUUGGCCACUGAACUAGGCCUAUCCACACGUACAAUCACCAAUUGGUUCCAUAAUCAUCGUAUGCGCUUAAAGCAACAAGUACCGCAUGGUGCACCAUCCGAUUCGAUUCCAACGCGUGAAAAUCAAACUGGCGCCCCAUUCGAUCCAGUACAAUUUCGUCUUUUGUUAAAUCAACGAUUGAUGGAAUUGCAAAAAGAGCGUAUUGGUUUGUCGGGUGUACCAUUACAAUAUCCACCAUUCUUUGCAAAUCAAAAUUUAGCGGCGCUCAUUGGUCGCGGUUUGUUGCCAACAAAUGAAGCCGAAUUGGCCGCACUGAAUGCAUUCAAAGAGCAAAUGAGUGGAUUGGAUUUGAGUAUGGGUGCUGGUUUGAAACGUGAACGUGACGAUUAUUCAGAUGAUGAAAAUGAUGGUGAUAAUAAUAUGUCGGAUGGUGAAGAUGAUGAUAAUGCUGACAAUAAAUCCGAAUCAAAUAAAGAUUUAUCAGCAUCACCGAUGGCAAUUCAAUCAAAUGUACGUUCAUCGCGUCGCAAACCGGCCGCACCACAAUGGUUGAAUCCAAUGUGGCAAGAUGACAAAAAAAACCCAUUAAAUAUUGGCAAUAAUGAUGCCAACGCCGCUAAUCGGGCACCAACCGACGAUGAAGUUAUCAUCAAUGGCGUUUGUGUGAUGCAACAAAAUAAUGACUUUGAUCAAGAUGAUUCGACCGUUCGAAUUGAACCACAAUCGGCCGAUCGAUUGGACGACGAAGAUGCCCAUUCAGAUGAUGAAAACGAUGCAAAAUCGACCAAAAAUAACAAUGACAUGGACACCGAUGCACCAAGCGAAAAUGAUAUUGGCAAAGCCAAUGAAUUGGAAAAAAACACCAACGAUAAAACAACAGUGUCCAAUGACGAUUUACCGGUCGUUAAGAAGGAAUCCGAUGACAGCGAUCGAUGGGAUUAUUAAAAUCCAACUAGACGCGUUCUAAGCAGUAAAACUGCUUAAACUAGUGCAAUCUAAAAAAAACGAUUUAACAAAAAUGAACAGUGAAUUUUAAGUCCAUUUUUUCUAAGUUAAUCAUAAAAUUGAUGGAAUUUUUUUUAGUAUGAAAUCAAUUGAGCAUUACUAGAUUUUAAACUAAUGCUCAAUUAUGAGAGAGAAAAAAUAAGUUUUUUUGUUCAAAACAUUUACUUUCAAAUCAUUAUUUUCUUUUUCUAAUGUUUAACUUAUAGAAAUUAUUUGUAAAUAGUCAUAGAGUAUGAAGAAGCUACACAUUCAACAUUUAAACGACCAGUAAAGCUGGCAAAAGUAGUUUGAAAAACUUUUGAAACAUCGGUCAUGUCAUCAAUGAAUAUAUUUUAACCAAAAAAAAAAACAAAAUCUAAAAGAAAACUCUCAAAGCAUAAAAUUCAUGCCGAUAAAAAAUAAAACACGUGCAAAAAUUUAUAAAAAUGAAUCAAUCGAUAAAAGUUGUAAAAAAAUGUUUAAGUUUAUUGAUUUCAUUUGAUCCUUAUCCCUAAACUAUAUAUCAAUAUAAGUAACUUUUUUAACACUAGAUUAUUUAUGUUUAGAUGUUUAAAUGGAAACAUUGAAAUGAAGCAAACAAAAAAAGGAAGAAGAUUAACAAAAUUGAAAUUGAUUGAUUCGGAGUCGCAUUCAAAUUGAGAAAAAAUGAAAUAGAGGAAAAUCAUUGUGUCUAUAAAUCUAUAAUAAAUUAUGCAGUGUGAAAUCGCUACUGAAAAUGCUUAAGCGAUCCAAAAAAAAAAUACGCGCAAGACUAUAUGAUAGUGAACAAAAUAAAUAAAUUAAUGUAGAUGCAGAAUUCAAUGUAAAUAAGACUGUUGUUAGGUGUGAGGUGGAUUGAAUUGCGUUUUCCACAGCGAAAAAAAAUGUUAUUCUUGCCGAAUAUGAAUGAAUAUUCACUGCUGUCGAUGUGGAACAACAGAACAAAACAAAAAAAUAAUAUUUAUGAAAAACAAACACACACACACAUUUCUCUUUAAAUAUAUAUAUAUUGAUAAUCACAAUUUCUUAAAUCGUAGGACUCGUACUCGCAUUUUAUUCGCAUUCAGUUUGGAUGCACCGGCCAAAGCAUUUUGCUGCGAUCGGUUGCAAGAGGAAAACCAAGCAAAUGCAUAGAAAUAAAUAACAAAACUAAGAAUUAAGAUUUAAGCUCGAAAUCAAUCAAAAAAAUACACACAAAGAGACACAAAAGAAAAAAUCUCUCAAUUCGAUGACAUUCAAAUAUAAAAAAAUAAAAGAAUGAAAGUGAGAAUACGAGCAAGGUCAACAUCAAGCAUUACGAAUUCUAGAUUUUGAUCUCAAAGCAACCAAAUAAUCGAAUACAAAAAAAGAAAAAUCCAAUUGAAAUGUCUGCAGUUCGCACAGCGCGCGAUCGUUUCACACUUUCUUUUGUUUUUGUUUUUAAACAAAUCGAAUUGUAUCGCUCUCCCUCUGACGAAGAAAAGAUACAAUUUAUCUUCAAUUUUCCGUUGUGUACAUGAAUUUACGAAUAUGGCAUUUAAUUUCUUCCCAUCGCAAAGUGAACAAUAAGUAUCGUUAUCGUUAUAUUUCAUUUAAUCUCGUCUGUUUUCUUUAGUAUUUUCUCCUUUUCUCAAGUUUGAAACCUAAUUUACCGAGAUACAAAAUAUUGUAAAUAAAGUAUUUACAGCGCGUUUACGACAGAUAUGUUGCGCGCAAAUUUUAAUUGAUUGAUCAAUUUUUUUUAGUAUUAAGUGACACUCCAAAAUUUAUGGAACUAUUCGUGAAAUAUUGAAUGAUGAAAUGAAAAUAAAAAAUACCUGUAUGCAUAUCGAACAAGACAAGCAAGAAAAGAAAAGAACAACUAGAUCAUGAACUUCAAAAUAUACAACUGCCUCUAAUUCAUAAUUUGAUUGUGCACAUUAGGUGAACAUUGACCGCUGAAUAAAUGGCGACCAUGAACAAAAAGAUAAAAAUAAAAAUAAACUUUAAAAAUUGAUGUGCGAAUGUGAAAGAAAACCAAAACACUGUUGCUUCAGAAUAAUGAGCAAAAUCGAAAAGUGAAGAGACCACAAAAAACCAAUUAGACGAUUUUCUCUUUUCUUUAUAGUUUCCGAAAUUCACAGGCCCACAAAACCGAACUCUUUUGUUCUGUUGACAUUGUGAAUAUAAGAAACAAUACAACAACAACAAAAUAUUCGCUUAAGUAGGUUAAUUCAAUAUAUUAUAUGCAUAUUUACUGUAGAUCUAUGAAGGAGAAAAGCAAAAAAUGAAUAUUAUCAAUACAUUUAAAAAAAAAUUGAAAAAAAGCAUCUAGACAUAAAUUUUGUGGAUUAAACUAAUUUUAAUUGAUUUGUUAAAAUGAUUUAAAAAAUGAAAUAGAAAUAAAAGUCUAAUUAAUGUAUGCACAAAAAAAAACAACAACAAUCGCAUCAAAUCAAUCAAUUGAAUUAAAUUAUUUUUCUUCUUCCGAAUGUGUAGUCGACUCCUUUGUUACGAGACAGUCAAAAAAAGACAUUUUCCGUUGGAACAUGCUUGACAAAUUCACAUACAUACACACACAAAUGCCAGAGGCAUUUGGUAUAAUUCUUCUUUAUUUUGGAUUUACAAUCAAUUUAACUUUUAGAUAAAUAUGUUAUGGAUCCGUAGAUGCAUUUUGAUAUAUUUUACUUGAUGGAACGGAUCAUGUCUCAAAUGACAAAAAAAAUAUACGCGAAAGAUUAGAGAGGUAUAAAAGGGAUAUCGAUAUCAAAGUGUCAAAUUAGUGAAAACCAUUUACAGUAAGACACUUUUAGUAUAAUGAACCGGGUGUCAAAAUUAGACAUCACGACAACAAAAGAAAAUUAAAUUGAGGAGCAAAAAAACCAAAUUACCACAACAAACACAAAACAUACGAUGAUAAACAUAAAAUGAGAAUUAAAAUCAAAGGCA
Contarinia nasturtii (swede midge) is the source of this 8389-nucleotide messenger RNA. It is a transcript of the gene cut, whose product is annotated as homeobox protein cut. Gene Ontology annotation, molecular function: DNA-binding transcription factor activity, RNA polymerase II-specific; DNA binding. The record is from RefSeq and is a predicted model, not a curated record. NCBI's taxonomy places the organism in Eukaryota, Metazoa, Arthropoda, Insecta, Diptera, Cecidomyiidae. Gene Ontology annotation, biological process: regulation of DNA-templated transcription. Bases 395 to 5443 code for a protein of 1682 amino acids. The transcript is spliced from 8 exons.